AUGGCGGAGCGUGUGCAGCAGCCACCGGCCAAGCGGCUCUGCUGUCGACCGGGAUACAACGCAGCUUGCAGGCAGGGCCAGCGGGCCGCGGGGGCUCCGUGCGGCGGCUCCGGUGCCGCGCAGGGCGACGCGACCCAGACGCGGCAACCGGAGACGCUUCUGGACAUCGCGGCGCGGCGCGUUGCGGAAAAGUGGCCGUUCCAGCGGGUAGAGGAGCGCUUCGAGCGGAUCCCGGAGCCCGUUCAGAGGCGCAUCGUGUACUGGUCGUUCCCGAGGAGCGAACGGGAGAUCUGCAUGUAUUCAUCGUUCAACACCGGCGGGGAGGAGAUGGGGAGUAGCGGCGGCGGGGAGAGCGGCGAAGAGACGCGGCUGCCUUUCCGACGCGGCAUCGCGCUGCUGGAGGGCGGCUGUGUGGACUGCGUGCUGCAAGUCGGGUUCCACCUCAGCGGCACAGUGAGAGAACCGGCCACGUCCUCGGAGCCCGAGCUGCUCUGCAACGUCAGCGUCAGCUUCGACCGCUGCAAAAUCACCGCGGUGACAUGCAGCUGCGGCAACAAGGACAUCUUCUACUGCGCCCACGUGGUGGCGCUCUCGCUGUACCGAGUACGGAAGCCCGAGCAGGUCAAGCUGCGCCUGCCCAUCUCAGAGACUCUUUUCCAGAUGAACAGGGAUCAGCUGCAGAAGUUCGUCCAGUACCUGAUCACGGUGCACCACACCGAGGUGCUGCCGACGGCGCAGAAGCUGGCCGACGAAAUCCUGUCGCAGAACUCGGAGAUCAACCAGGUUCACGGAGCUCCAGAUCCGACGGCGGGCGCCAGCGUGGACGACGACAACUGCUGGCAUCUGGACGAGGAGCAGGUUCAGGAACAGGUCAAGCUCUUCCUCUCCCAGGGCGGGUACCACGGCUCGGGGAAGCAGCUCAACUUACUGUUCAGCAAGGUGAGGGAGAUGCUGAAGAUGAGGGACUCCAACGGAGCUCGCAUGUUGACGCUGAUCACAGAGCAGUUCAUGGGCGACCCCAGACUGGCGCUGUGGAGGCAACAGGGAACCACCAUGACUGACAAGUACAGACAGCUGUGGGAUGAACUAGGAGCCCUGUGGAUGUGCAUCGUGCUGAACCCCCACUACAAACCCGAGCAGAAGGGUUUCUGGCUCCGACAGCUUCGGAGGUGGAACGGCGUGGACGUCUGCCCCUUGGAGGACGGUAACCAUGGCAGCGAGCUGACCAAUCUGACCAACGCUCUGCCCCAGGGCCCUCCAGGCAACCCAGAUCCACUGACCCGGCCUCACCGGACCGUGUUCACGAGGGCGAUCGAGGCCUGCGACCUGCACUGGCAGGACCCCCACCUGCAGCACAUCAUCACCGAGGACCACUACGCCAACUACUGUUACCACGACAACCUCAACAGCUCCCUCUUCGACGCCCGAGGGUGGCCCCUGUGGCACGAGCACGUCCCGACGGCGUGCGCCCGAGUGGACGCACUGAGAUCACACGGUUACCCGAAGGAAGCACUCAGGCUCGCCAUCGCCAUCGUCAACACACUGAGGAGGCAACAGCAGAAACAGCUGGAGUUCUUCCGCACGCACAAAAAAGAGCUGCUCCAUAAAGGCAUAACAUCGGUGACCAACAUGGAGGGCUGGGUGGGCCACCCUCUGGACCCCAUCGGCACUCUGUUCAGCACCCUGAUGGAGACGGGGCGGGGCAGCGAGGACGGAGGCUCCGCACACCUCGACUUCUCAGGCUCGGGUUCAUGUAGGAGGACGGAGCAUCCUGUGGUGUCGGCGGAGCGUUUCCUGGAGGAAGGCGAGUCGUUCUCGUCUCUGGCGGCGGAGACGGCUCUGAUUGGCUUAGGGCAGCAGAGGGCGAUGCCCGACGGCCUCUACGCUCAGGAGAAAGUGUGUCGCAACGAAGAGCAGCUAUUGGCCAGGCUCCAGGAGGUCAACUUAGACGACGCGCUGGUGAAGAUCUUCAGGAAACAAGCCGCUUUCAUGCUAGAGGCUGGUCCUUACAGCGGUCUGGGCGAGCUGCUCUACAGAGAAAGCGUCCCCAUGCACACUUUUGCCAAGUAUCUGUUCACCUCCCUGCUACCUCACGACGCCGAACUGGCGUACAAAAUUGCACUGAGGGCCAUGCGGUUGCCAGUCCUGGAGUCCACCUCCCCCUCCGGUGACUUGUCUCGGCCUCACCACAUCGUGUCGGUGGUUCCAAACCGCCUCCCCCGCUGGUUCACUCUCAGCCACAUAGAGACCCAACAGUGUGAACUGGCCUCCACCAUGCUCACUGCUGCUAAAGGCGACGCUCGUAAACUGCAAACAGUGUUAGAGUCCAUCCAGAAGAACAUCCACUCCUCGUCACACAUCUUCAAACUGGCCCAGGACGCCUUCAAAAUCGCCACGCUGAUGGACAGCCUGCCCGACAUCACGCUGCUCAAAGUGUCUCUGGAGCUGGGUCUCCAGGUGAUGAGAAUGACGCUGUCCACUCUGAACUGGAGGAGGAGAGAGAUGGUUCGAUGGCUGGUCACUUGUGCUACUGAAGCUGGUGUGUUUGCGUUGGACAGCAUCAUGCAGAGCUGGUUCACCCUCUUCACCCCCACCGAGGCCACCAGCGUCGUGGCGAGCACCGUUAUGUCCAACAGCACCAUCGUCCGCCUGCAUUUGGACUGCCAUCAGCAGGAGAACCUGGCCAACUCCGCCCGCACCCUGGCGCUGCAGUGUGCCAUGAAGGACCCCCAAAACUGUGCCCUCUCGGCCCUCACGCUCUGCGAGAAGGACCACAUUGCCUUCGAAACGGCCUACCAGAUUGUACUGGACGCAGCCGCCACGGGAAUGAACUACACACAGCUGUUUACGAUAGCGCGCUACAUGGAGCACCGCGGAUACCCCAUGAGGGCGUACAAGCUAGCCACGUUAGCCAUGACUCACCUGAACCUCAGCUACAACCAAGACACGCACCCGGCCAUAAACGACGUGCUCUGGGCGUGUGCGCUCAGCCACUCGCUGGGGAAAAAUGAACUGGCUUCGGUCAUCCCCCUGGUGGUGAAAAGUGUGAAGUGCGCCACCGUCUUGUCGGACAUUUUGCGGCGGUGCACGCUAACGACGCCGGGCAUGGUGGCGCUGCACAGUCGCAGGAACUCUGGGAAGCUGAUGCCUCUGGACAAGGCUCCGCUCAGGCAGCUGCUGGACGCCACGAUCGGGGCCUACAUCAACACCACGCACUCUCGGCUGACGCACAUCAGCCCACGCCACUACAGCGAGUUCAUCGAGUUCCUCAGUAAAGCCAGAGAGACGUUCCUGAUGGCGCACGACGGACACAUCCAGUUCACGCAGUUCAUAGACAACCUGAAACAGAUAUACAAGGGCAAGAAGAAACUCAUGAUGCUCGUUCGAGAAAGAUUUGGUUGAUCCGACAACCAAAUAGCCCUUUUUUUUUUUUUAUACAUCCUCUCUAACUUGAAGUGAAAAUCCUCCUAAAACAACAUUCAUGCAAAUCUUAUUCCUAUGAUUUGCCACUGCGAGGUCGAAUGUGAUGAUGAACACAAUUUUCUGAAGGGAAAUGAUGAGACUGUGACGUGGAAAUAUUCCCAUUCAUUCACACUCGUACCAAGCAGUUGCACUGACUAACUGGACUUCACAGGAAUACGAUACGAAAUGUGUUUUAGGGUCAAUUUUCUCGUUUGAACCUGAAGGAGAAAAAGAAAACACUGUUAAACCAUAAAGAGGAACAGCUGGUAUUGAUGUGUAUAAAACCAUUAAGUUUGCAGAAGGAGUCAAUUCGUGGAAGUUCGUGUGUUUCCCUUUAUAUAUGUAUGAAAGCGAGAGAGUAAGAGUUUUACACUGAGUAUAUUAAACUGUAUUGUCCAGUGGCAAAAUGUCCACCUUGCACCUCCUACUUCCCUCAGCUAACGUUCAACAGCCUCAAAGAAGAAGACAAACGGCUUUAAACCAAAUGGAGAUGCUCCAUCUGAAGUGACAAGUACCUCUUUUUAAAAGGAUCCAGCUUUACUCUUGCCCCUCCGAGUCCUCGCUCAUCUGCUCUGUGAAGUUCACAGUCAGAGUUCCAUAUUUGUUUUCAUCUUCAGGCUGAUUGCUUUGGCUUUGCAGUGUUGUCUCAAACAUUCAGUAUGCUUCGUUUUCUGUCACAGAAACACAAAAACAAACUAUCUUGUGGAAAACUGUCAACAUACAUUCUCAGGGAUUUCUAAAAAAGAAAAGCAGACAAAAAAAACAAACAAAAAGAGAGAACAAAAGCAUUUUAUUGUCCUGUAUAUAUGAAAGUAUAUGUCUGAAUAUUGAAAAAAAAUGUAUAUGUUAACUAAUUUAUGACAGAAUAUUCUAUGUAAGGCACAAUACUUGAAGCUGCAGUACUUUUUGAUUUUUGAAACAGACAAAAAAACAUAUCAGAAGGACUCAAAAAAACGUUCGCCUUGCAUUGCAUCAGGGGCCAAUUCAAAACAGAAGGACAUUUUGGGCUCUGCAGACAUGUAAUGAACUGUAGAAACCAAGACAGGAAGUGGACAUGCAAAGUGUGUAUUCUCUUGAACACAGAAGUGUAUUGAGGAUUGUAGGAGUCAAGAGAAAGAGACUACUGUUGAGGCAAAGCAGCGACAACAAACGGCUGCGGUGUUCAAGUGAAAUCUGCCUUUGUGUCUCCUUCUGCAGUGAUCCAGUCACAAAAAAAAUUCUGUUUUAUGUCUUCUGACAUCCCAACUGUGCAGGACGAAAGUUGCUCUUUAAUGUCGAUCUUGACUUUUCCAUUUGUUAUUUCUUCCUCCUCUUCAAUUUUUCUCUAGAAUCUCUCACACAAGAACAGCCUUCUUUCUUGCCUUGUCUUAAUGCUUUAAAAUAACCAAAUGGGAGUUCUAACUACCAAACUUUUCUCAUACGCCAAUACAACUUUGGUUACAACCCUUUUUUUUUUUUUUUUGUAUUGUUAAUUGUUUUUAGCUGAACUGUAUUCUGUGCUUAAAGCUCAAUUUCUUCUGUUUUUCAGUGUCGUCUCUUGUUAUUAGCUCUUCUUUGUUUGGAAAUAUGCUCCCAUUUUAUUUAUUAAGUUAGGUAAAUGAUUGUACAACCAUGUCAACAUGCUCAUGAAGUUGAAACUAAGAUUUGAUACACUGAUCGAUUUAUUUAUGUAACUAAAUCACUGUUUUAUAAACUUGUUAAUGAAUCAACAUUUUGUUUUAAUUAAAUUCGUUUUUU
Messenger RNA from Anoplopoma fimbria (sablefish), 5199 nucleotides. It is a transcript of the gene zswim6, whose product is annotated as zinc finger, SWIM-type containing 6. Lineage: Eukaryota; Metazoa; Chordata; Actinopteri; Perciformes; Anoplopomatidae. Gene Ontology annotation, molecular function: zinc ion binding. Bases 1 to 3402 code for a protein of 1133 amino acids. The transcript is spliced from 14 exons. Gene Ontology annotation, cellular component: Cul2-RING ubiquitin ligase complex. The record is from RefSeq and is a predicted model, not a curated record.